Pseudozyma flocculosa PF-1 is the source of this 1200-nucleotide messenger RNA. RefSeq lists its product as uncharacterized. The record is from RefSeq and is a predicted model, not a curated record. Gene Ontology annotation, molecular function: S-adenosyl-L-methionine transmembrane transporter activity. The transcript is spliced from 3 exons. The coding region runs from base 1 to 1200 and encodes 399 amino acids. Lineage: Eukaryota; Fungi; Basidiomycota; Ustilaginomycetes; Ustilaginales; Ustilaginaceae. Gene Ontology annotation, cellular component: mitochondrial inner membrane.
AUGGAUACCGUCGUGGCGGGAGCCCUUGCGGCCUUUUCGGUCGACCUGCUCAUCUACCCGCUCGACACGCUCAAGACCCGCCUCCAGGCCCCGGACUAUGCGACACGCUUCCCCGCCGGCCGCGGGCUCUACUCGGGCCUCUACCAGGGCGUCGGGAGCGUCAUUGUGGCCACGCUGCCAGCGGCCGGCAUCUUUUUCACGACCUACGAACACUCCAAGAGCGCUCUGGCGGGCCCGUCGUCGCCCCUGCACAAUGCACCGGCCGGGUUGUCGCACCUGCUGGCGAGCUCGACGGCCGAGCUGGUCUCGUGCCUCGUCCUCACACCCGCCGAGGUCAUCAAGCAGCGUGCGCAGGUGACCAACCGGCAGAACAAGGCGGCUGCGGCAACAUCCUCGUCUUCUUCGUCAUCCAAGGGGUGCCCAGCGACGACGGCAGCAGAGGCGGUCAAGGAGACGGUCCAGAGGGCGCCCAGCGAUGCGUCCAAGGCCGAGGUAGCCAAGGAAGCGGCCAAAAACGCGGCCGACAAGGUGACAAAACGGGCGCCUCCCGGCAGCGCAGCGGCGACGGCGAGGCAGGUGGCCGAAGACGUGCGGAGCGGCGUGGACAAACUGGGUUCCUCGUCGGCCUCGGCGGCGAGGACGGGCGGCGGCGGGGCGUCGGCGGCCGUGUUGCGGCCAAUGGCCAGCACGUUUGCCCGAUCGUACAUGGCGCUGGCGGGGAGGAACCUGCCGUUUACGGCGCUCCAGUUCCCGCUCUACGAGUCGAUCCGGCAGCGGCUGUCGGAGCACGUGGGGCUGGCGGCGGGGACGCACGCGAGCGACGGCGAGGUCGACGACGUGCGCGAGUCGGAGUCGUUCCAGGCCAAGGCGCGGCGCGAGGGUGCGCGGGUCGAGGUCGAGUUCAUCAAGGCGGGCCUGGUGAGCGCCGGGAGCGCGGCGGUUGCCGGAUCGACGGCGGCGCUGGUGACGACGCCCAUUGACGUGGCCAAGACGCGGAUCAUGCUAUCGACGAGCGGCGGGGAAGCGGGCGGCGUGGUCGAGACGAUGCGCGGUAUCGCCGCCAAGGAAGGGUGGCGUGCCCUGUUCCGAGGGGGUGCGCUGCGGAGCGCGUGGACAGCGCUGGGCGCCGCCAUCUACCUUGGCAGCUACGAGUCCGGCAGGCUCUGGUGGCGAGACCGCCAGGCGCGCAAGCAGGAAUAA